Conger conger (European conger) is the source of this 1611-nucleotide messenger RNA. It is a transcript of the gene cript, whose product is annotated as cysteine-rich PDZ-binding protein. The transcript is spliced from 5 exons. Gene Ontology annotation, cellular component: dendrite. Gene Ontology annotation, biological process: cytoplasmic microtubule organization. Bases 108 to 413 code for a protein of 101 amino acids. The record is from RefSeq and is a predicted model, not a curated record. Lineage: Eukaryota; Metazoa; Chordata; Actinopteri; Anguilliformes; Congridae. Gene Ontology annotation, molecular function: microtubule binding; PDZ domain binding.
CGGAAAUUCUCAACAAGAGUACAGGAAGUUCGAUUGUAUCAGCUGAUUAGUGUCUGUAUUUUGAGACCAUAGCAGUUGUUUGACGUAUUUUCCCGAAGUUAAAAAUCAUGGUUUGUGAAAAAUGUGAGAAGAAGCUUGGUAGAGUUAUUACCCCCGACACCUGGAAGGAUGGAGCAAGGAAUACCACAGAGAGUGGUGGGCGCAAGCUGAAUGAAAAUAAGGCUCUCACAUCUAAGAAAGCAAGGUUUGACCCAUACGGAAAGUCUCGUUUCGCCAUCUGCCGGAUCUGCAAGAGUUCUGUCCACCAGUCGGGGUCAAACUAUUGCCAGGGUUGCGCAUACAAGAAAGGUAUCUGUGCGAUGUGUGGAAAGAAGGUUCUGGACACCAAAAACUACAAGCAGACCUCUGUGUGAUUGCAUACUGAUUGCCAUCGUCACCCCCCUCAGGACGGGGGGUGUAUUUUGGAGGUGGUCCCCACUUCCAUCUUCUUGUGCAAGUUCCACUGUGGGCUGUGUGUGUGACACAGCUGUGUGUGUGUGCGCACUGUGUACAUGACUGGGUGAAUCUCCUAAAAGCCCUCUGAUGUUCAGUCUCUCAGAAGCCGACACACACCACCACACUAGAGCCUGCUACUCACGGACUGCUUUCCUAAAGGUUAGCUAUUUCCCGCUGUAACAACUGAAAGAAAAAGUUUGAUAUUUUCAGUACUUGUAAGUGUGCCAGUGAUAUUCUAGAUUCUAGACGAGAGCCAUCUCUUCAUAAAUGGUUGUCAUUUUAUCUUUCAAAGCAAUACGUAGGCUUUAACUGACGGACUGUGAUCAUAAAAUAUAUACGCAAAUGUUAUAGAGACAAUAAAUGGCCAUUUUAGUUUGACUAUGCAGAAUUUUCUUGCUCUUUUAGGCGUGUACAUUUAUCGGUAGGCUUUGCAAAGGAGUGCCGCUCUUUUAAACAUCUAUCCUUUGUGUUUUAAUGCCUAUUUGUUGUGGCUUUAGGAUAUAGGCUAUUCUGUCCUGGCUGGUUAUGAAAUGUGCAGUCGAUCAAUUCCCGCUGUGUUCUUAAUUUCAUUAAGAUUCAUUAAGAUCUUCCCAUGUCUCUCCAGAUAUGUAGUUAGCGAACAUGACUAGAUGCAAAUUCAGCUUAAAAGCUUCCAGAAUUUUAAGGAAAAACGGUCAUUUACUCUACCUUACCUUUUUAAAGAUGGCGGUUUGACAUUUAAAUGUCAGUUCAACCCUGAAGCAAAACCAUGUCCUCCCUCUUGUAUCUGUAUAGGAUUCUGUUUAAGGCAGUCUGAGCCCCCAGGUAAAUAUUUAAAAGCCAAAAGUUACUCGUGAAGCAAUAUUAUUUUAGUUAUACUUUUACAAAUAUCAGGGAUAUCAGUCUCUGAAAAGAUGUAAUUAUUCACUUUGGAUCUGAGGGCACGUUAGAUAUUUCAGCCUUGCAUGUCUACUGCACGAUGGAGAGUACAGGCUGGCUGGGCUUUGCCUUUCAAGAUCACAUUUUUUUAGGCAGUGUUGAAGCUUUUUUUUACUUUUACAACUUAUUUCAAUGUGAAUAUAGCAAAUUAUGUUGAUCCUAUUCGAUGUAAAUCUGAAAUUAAAUUAAAUGAUGUAA